This is a messenger RNA of Diachasma alloeum, 2900 nucleotides long. It is a transcript of the gene stai, whose product is annotated as histone-lysine N-methyltransferase, H3 lysine-79 specific. Lineage: Eukaryota; Metazoa; Arthropoda; Insecta; Hymenoptera; Braconidae. Gene Ontology annotation, cellular component: neuron projection; cytoplasm. The record is from RefSeq and is a predicted model, not a curated record. Gene Ontology annotation, molecular function: tubulin binding. Gene Ontology annotation, biological process: regulation of microtubule polymerization or depolymerization; neuron projection development; microtubule depolymerization. The coding region runs from base 165 to 1238 and encodes 357 amino acids. The transcript is spliced from 7 exons.
CCCAGGAACAACAGUUUCUUCACGCUCUACCCGUCAACCCCACAUUAACUUCCGGGACAAAAUUUCUCAGUUACAAAAUCGCAAUUUUUUUUGAACUAUUUUAGUUUCUUUUCAUUUUUUUCCACUUCCGGAGGGCUUCAGGGGCUGUUGAUAAUCCGGUAAAAAUGCUGAUCGAUCUUGUACGUGAAUCCGUGUUGCAGUGCUUCUGUCACAGCUGCAAAGCACCUCUGAGUGUCGUAGCUGGACAGAGGAGGGGUAAUGUGCCCAUGAAGAAACCCAGUGGCAAGGGAAAGCCACGAACGAAACAGCCGAAGAAAGUGAAAUUCAUAACUACUGAGAUUCGAUGUCAAGAGAAGUCGAAGGGGGGGCUGUGUUACGAGGUGAUCCUGGCGGAGCCAACGGGCUCGAAACGUGCCCCAUCACCACCCCAGACACCACCCACUCAGCAGACUGCCAUCGAGGAUAAGCUCAAAGCUGCUGAGGAGAGGAGACUCUCAUUAGAGGCACAUAAACUGGCAUCAAUCGCUGCCAAGAUGAGCAGAAUUGAGGAGACAUCGCGCAAGAGGGAUGAACUCAACUCUGCAUUCAUCGCAGCAACUCGAGACUCACUCGAUGCCAAGAUGAAUAACUCGGAGGAGAAACGUGAGGCUCAUAUUGCCGAGUUGAAGAACAAGUUGAAGGAGCAUCUUGAGGCCGUCGAGAAGACACGUUUGAAUCUGGAGCAGCAAACAAAUGAGGUACGUGCUGCUGUUGAGGAAAAACUGAAAACAGCAGCUGCACAGAGGGAUGAGAACAUGAAACACAUGUUGGAACGUCUGAAGGAGCACGAGGAGCAAGUCGCCAGGGUUCGUCAGGGCAUGACCGAGCGUGUCCAGCAGUUGGAGUCCCAGAUCCAGGGUAAGCUCGAUCAGGCACGAGAGCGCAGGGAGACAAUAGAACGCGAACAGAAGGAGAAACUGCGCAAUCACAAUACAGUGAAGAUAGCGAAGGUACGUGAGACGGCGGAUGUCAGUGCCAUGCGAGAGCUCGAGGCCAAGAAACGUGAGAUUGACUUGAAGGUGUCGAUUGCUGAGGAGAAUCGCCAGCGAGAGAUUCAACGUCGUCUUCAGGCCAUUCGCCAACAUGAGAGGCGUGCUGAAAUGGUCAGACAGAACAAAGCAGCCCUGGCUGGCCAGGAUACGACCAAGACAGAUGAGAGUGCCUUACCAGUGGAAAAUGAAACUGCCAGCUCUGGUUAAGCAAAAUAAUCAAGCCACAAUUGCUUAAUUGAACCCAACAAUCUUAACACGAUUGACAUUAUCCCAUCAUUAAUCGUCGCAGCCAAAACGAGAUAUUGUAGACUCGAAGAGAGAGAGAGAGAGAAGAAAAAAUAACACGAGAAUAGUUUAAAGUUAAUCCUCAAUAACGGAAAUAUUUUUUCACUCAUUUAGGUUCAUUUACGAAGGGACAAGAGGUAGAAAAAAUAUUUCUGGAGUUCAAUUUAACGGCGAGAAGUUAUUGAAUAAAAGUCAUAAUUAUUGAAGUCAGCGGGUUCAUUAUUACAGUAAAAUACUGAUGGACUUGUGAGCUUUAUAAAAUUGCUUCGUGCCAUUUUCCGUCGUUCCGGCAUUUACUAAAAGAAAUGAGGGUGAGAGAAAAUAAAUAAGAUGAGAUAAUCAACGAGAGGAGAUUUAAAAAUUAAGAUGAAUUAGUUUUAACGCAUAUUUUUCAAUUAUUUUGUAAUUCCGUUAAAUUCGUGCCUCAAAGUAAAAUUGCAUUGUGCUACUUUUCUCUAAUUUCGUAUGAACCAAAAUUCAAACUAAUUAGUUAAGGCGAAAAUACGAGGAAAAUGACAAAAAAACUUAAAACUCUGAGGAAAAAAGAUGCAAAAAAAUGUAACAUUUAGAUAUAUUUUAUGCUUACGUUGUAUUAAUUAUGUUUCAUUAUAAUUUUCAUAAUACUGAAUACAAUACCAAGUAACCGAUGUUGAUAUGUUGGCUUUUAUAGCGGGACAAUUUUAAGCGGAGAGAGUGUGCGACUGAGUGGUCUGCAGAGAAUGUGAAAAAACCAUUGGGCAUUCUAUUAAUUGGAACGCGAUAAUUGAAUUUAUGGUGUGGAUGGAAAAAAAUGGAAAGAUUCAUUGGAGUGCUGGGGAAAUAGCUGAUGUCUGUGGUUCAGGGAAGGGGUCGGAGUGAUUCCCAAUCGAAAAAAUGUUCUGGAAUGAAUUUUAAUCGAUCGAUUCUCAAAAUGUUGCAAAAAGCAAUUUUGCACUAAUUAAUUUCCUCUGUUCUUCAUUUCGAAAAUUGUUGGUGUCAACUGCCAACCACCAGCUCAAAAUGUCUCUUCAUUCUUUUAAUAUCGAAAUGUUCCGUGUCGCUGAGACUAGAUCAAACGAGAAUUUUAACUGCGACACAGAAUCCUAAAUGGUAAUCAGUGAAAAAUGGAUAAAAAAUGUGUUAAAAAACAUGUGGAUGGGGGAAAAAUGAAGAUUCAUUGGAAUUGGAUUCAUUGAGAGAAAGGAUCGGAGCGAUCCCCAAUCGAAUAAAUAUUCCAGAAUGAUUUUUAAUCGAUCAAUUUUCGAAAUGCAGCAAAAAACAAUUUUGUACUAAUCAACUUCUUCUAUUCCUCAUUUCGAAAAUUGUUGGACUUGUCAACUGCCAGCCGUCAGCUCAAAAUGUCUCUUCAUUCUUUCAAUAUCGAAAUGUUCAGGGUCGCUGAGACUUGAUCAUAACGAGAAUUUCAACUGCGACGCAGAAUCCCAAAUGGUAAUCAAUGAAAAAUGAAUAAAAAACAUGUGUUAACGUAUGAAUUCGCAUUUCAAGUGGAUGGUAAAUGUAACAGUGCUUUAUACAGUUUAUACUAAGCUUCGAGAAAGAAUGAUAAAUAUAUUAAAGUAAAUAAAUAAAUCGUUUUGUACUCGA